Molecule: messenger RNA, 639 nt
Organism: Funneliformis mosseae
Lineage: Eukaryota; Fungi; Glomeromycota; Glomeromycetes; Glomerales; Glomeraceae
Source: the annotation of a GenBank genome assembly
AUGUCUCUACAAUACAGAGAGAACGAGUAUUAUUUUCACGAUGAAGAUGAACAGAAAAUGUUACUUCGUGCUCUUGCGUUAUCUCUUGAAAAGGACAACAAUGAUUAUCGGAAUAUAACCUCCGGAUCCAUGGGACUUGGACCAGCGAACCCUCAAUCAGGUACUCAAUCUCCUGGUCAAAAAAAUCAUUUUCCUAGAAUGGUCAUAAUUAAUCCUCCUAAAAAAAGCAUAUUUCGAAAAUUAUUUGAGGGUUUUCUCGGCAUUAAAACUUUAAUAAUUGCUGCCUCCUUUGCCUUUUCAUUUAUCUUCCUAAUUGCUAUAAAUGUUGAUCAUCAAAAAGAAAUUGAAAAUCGAAAGUCAGAGGCAGAACGAGAAAUUCAAGAAUGCAGCUUGAAAUAUCUCGAAAAUCGAUGCAAUCCUGUUACAAGGGCACCAUAUUUGGAAAAUAAUUGUACUUUUUGGGAAGAUUGUAUGAAUCGAAAUCCAGACAAUAAUGUUAAAGAAGCGGAACUUUAUGCUAAGCAAAUGGCUCGAAUAAUUUCCGUAUUUCUUGAGAAUUUAUCAUAUGAAGCGAGAAUGAUGUUUUUUAUAUUCCUUGUUAUGAUCUUUGGCUAUGUAACUUUUAAGCAUCAUAAAUAG